Molecule: messenger RNA, 1165 nt
Organism: Hibiscus syriacus
Lineage: Eukaryota; Viridiplantae; Streptophyta; Magnoliopsida; Malvales; Malvaceae
Product: dof zinc finger protein DOF5.4-like
Exons: 1
Coding region: 79-1017 (312 amino acids)
Biological process (GO): regulation of DNA-templated transcription
Molecular function (GO): DNA binding; DNA-binding transcription factor activity
Source: RefSeq, a predicted model, not a curated record
UCAUCGCCGAGUUUACCAGAAACUUUGCUCUUGAUUUGUUUUCCUUUUUAAAUUUUGGAGCGAAAAUUGUUGCGAGUAAUGCAAGAAAUCCACUCGAUCGACGGUGGCUGCAUACUUAGCGGCGGCCACGGCGGCGGAGAAAGAAGGCUACGGCCGCACAGCCACCAAACACUCAAGUGUCCACGUUGCGACUCUCUCAACACAAAAUUCUGUUACUACAACAACUACAACUUCUCUCAGCCACGUCAUUUCUGCAAGAGCUGCCGUCGUUACUGGACGAACGGUGGCAUCCUCCGUAACGUCCCCGUCGGCGGUGGUUGCCGCAAGGCCAAGCGCACGAAAACCAAAGCUUCAUCAGAAACCACCACGGUUGUUGCCUCGUCUUUGCCGCACCCAGAGCAACAACACCUUGAGCAAGCUAAAGCGAAUUCUCAUUCUAGCAGCGAGUGUUCGAGUCUCACCGCAACGAAUUCCAACGCUGCAGUGACUAACAACAACAACAAAAGCAACGUUAACAACAACGGUUAUGGUGGUGGCACAGCGGAGGCGGAGCCGGUGAUAACUUCUCAUGCUAACUUGAUAAAUGUAAGCGAGCCGAAGUUUUAUGGAAAUCCUAAUAAUUUAGGGUUCGAGCCAGAAUUGCUGGAACAAGGAUCGGACUGCGGGAUAUUUUCAGGAAUUGGGGGUUUUACGAGUUUGAUUACAUCAUCAAACGAUGAAACGUUGUCGUUUGGUUUUGACAAGUUAUUAAAUGAUGGACAGUGGCAGCAGCAACAGCAUCAGCAACAAAAGAUGAUGAGCGUGGGAGGGGAGGAAUUCACGGGGGGAUUUCUUGAUCAGACGGUGCAGGUUGAGCUAUCGAAUAUGGCUAGUAGAUCAGGGAAUGGAGUUGGAGCGUUGGAUUGGCAACGGAAUGGAGAUCAAGGGUUGUUUGAUCUUCCUGACGAUCUUGAUAAGGCAUAUUGGAGUCAAGCUCAGUGGACUAAUGAAGACCAUCAUACUCUCUAUCUCCCGUAAAUUAUCUCUGACUCCUUCCCCAUCCCCCCUUUCCAAUUAUUUAUUUUUACUACAAAGCUUAAAAAAUAAUCAAAGAACGCCUCAAGGGUUAAGGUAGGAUUUAACCUUACUUUUCCUUUAUUAAUUGUGAUAAUAUCGUCAAAAGUGU